AUGAGCAGCCCCGCGAAGCGCCGAAAGAAGAACGAUUACAAUGAUUCGGAGCAGCCGGUUCGCGGUCUAGAUUACUUCUUCGCGAAGCAGAAAGAGGCUGCAAAGGUUGUCACAGCUCCAAAAGCUUCGAAAGAGCCUAUGAAGGAUGCGCCAGGGCCGAGGGAAUUAGAUGGGUCUCCACUGACCGAUGAAGAGCUUGCAAGAAAGCUGCAAGAAGAGUGGAAUCAGGAGGAUAGGAUUAGGACUGCUGAACACUCCAAUGAUCUUUACGAAGACCCUGGAAAGCCUGUGACGACUGGCACUCUGGAAAUUCGGCCUGAAGAUACAGCCAAUAGGAUUUCUAAUGAACUAGACCCCCAAUCAGCCCCCAAUUUGGCCUCCAAUCUCGCACCACCGAAGCAGAAUAAUACGCUUUCCCUCCAAUCUACCACCGCAGAGGAAGACACCAUAUCCGCCAACGUCCCUUUCGACCAGAGUUCCCUCAAGUUUGAUCCAUCACAGCAUAUACCAGAUCUGCAAAAGCAUUGGGCGUCAGAAGGAGGCAAUGCCACCUAUGCCUUGUUGACGCGAUGCUUCGUCUUAGUCAACGGCACACAGAGCAGGAUAAAGAUUGUGGAUACAUUGGUAAACCUGUUACGGACGAUAAUUGAAGGCGACCCGGAGAGCUUGCUACCUGCGGUCUGGCUGGCGACAAACUCUAUCGCUCCCCCUUAUAUCGAUCUCGAACUGGGUCUUGGUGGCUCGGCGAUAUCGAAGGCGCUGAAGAAGGUUUGCGGACUGGAUAAUUUAGGAUUGAAGAAAUUAUACAACAAGUAUGGAGAUCCAGGGGAUGUGGCAUUUGAAGCGAAGAAGAAGCAAUCGUUCACUCUCCGGAAGCCCAAGCCUUUGACAAUCAAGAGUGUGUUCAAUUCGUUGAUCAAGAUUGCGAACAGCAAGGGCCACGGCAGUGUCGAGGCGAAGCAGAGAAUAGUGGAGCGGCUUGUUCAGGAUGCCAGAGGUGCCGAGGAAAGUCGGUAUAUUGUGAGAACUCUCGUACAGCAUCUUCGCAUCGGGGCUGUGAAGACUACGAUGCUCAUCGCCCUUUCACGCGCCUUCCUGCUUUCCAGGCCACCAAAUGCGGCGUUCGAGAUACGAGAUAAAAAAUCCCUCUCUGAGCUAAAGAAGGAAGACCUGGCAGAGCUUUACUCAAAGAACGAAGAAAUUGUCAAAGCUUGCUUUGCCCGGCGGCCAAAUUAUAAUGACCUGAUACCUACGCUGCUCGACAUUGGUGUCUGCGAGGAAUUGCUUCUACGCUGUGGACUAGCUUUGCAUAUCCCACUUCGGCCAAUGCUUGGUAGCAUUACCCGAGAUUUAGGAGAAAUGAUCACGAAACUACAAGGAAGAGACUUCAGCUGCGAAUUCAAAUAUGACGGCCAGAGAGCGCAAGUUCACUGCGAUGAAAAGGGAAUAGUCACCAUCUUUUCCCGCCACCUAGAAGUCAUGACAGAUAAGUACCCCGAUCUCGUCUCUCUUGUCCCGAAAUUCCGAGGAGAGGGAGUUUCUAGCUUCAUCCUCGAAGGGGAAGUUGUCGCUAUCGAUCGCGAAUCCGGGGAACUCAAGACUUUCCAAACGCUUGCCAACCGAGCCCGCAAGGACGUAGUCAUUGGGAGUGUAAAGAUCGACGUUUGUCUUUUCACGUUUGAUCUCAUGUACCUCAACGGUGAAGAACUGCUAGAUCGGCCAUUUAGGGAAAGAAGAGAACUUUUAAGGAACCUCUUUGUCGAAAUACCAAACCACUUUACUUGGGUUAAGAGCAUGGACGCGACUUCUGUCGACGUCGAAGCUGUUCAAUUAUUCUUCAAAAGCGCAACAGAGAUCAAGUGCGAAGGCAUUAUGGUCAAAGUCCUCGACAACCUGCCCAAUCCCGAGCUCGAAGCUCAACUUGACGCAGCAGAAGACACGCAGCCCACGGAACCCAUGACCCCGAAGAAAAAAGGUGAGAACUCUAAUUCCAAGUCCAAAACCCCCUCAACAGAGGCCGAGAAAGAUGUUUCCAAGCCCUCCCGCCGCAAAGCCCUCCUUGCAACCUACGAACCCGACAAACGCCUCGACUCAUGGCUCAAAGUUAAAAAGGAUUAUAACACAUCCGCUGACACGCUCGACCUAAUCCCGAUCGGCGGGUUUCACGGCAACGGCCGCAAAGCAAAAUGGUGGUCCCCUAUCCUCCUCGCCGUCCGUAACGCCGAAUCUGGGACCCUAGAAGCCGUCACAAAAUGUAUGUCCGGCUUCACUGACAAAUUUUACGCCGCCAACCGCGCCAAAUACGACAAAGAUGACCCCGAGAACGCAAACGUGCUACAAACUAAGCCCACCUAUGUGGAAUACAAUGGCGGAGGUGGUUGGCCAGAUGUCUGGUUCGAACCGCAGGAGGUUUGGGAAGUAGCGUUUGCGGACAUCACGCUUAGUCCGACAUAUACAGCGGCGAUUGGGCUAGUGAGUGAGGAGAGGGGGUUGAGUACUAGGUUCCCGAGGUUUUUGAAGGUCAGGGAGGAUAAGGGGAUUGAGGAGGCGACGGAAGCGGCGGAGUUGGCGGAGAUGUGGAGAAAGCAGGAGGGGAGGGCGCCGAGGAAGGAGGAGAGGAGAGUAGAAAGGGAAGAUGAUAGAGAGUGA
Messenger RNA from Lindgomyces ingoldianus, 2649 nucleotides. RefSeq names its product ATP-dependent DNA ligase. Gene Ontology annotation, biological process: double-strand break repair via alternative nonhomologous end joining; mitochondrial DNA repair; DNA biosynthetic process. Gene Ontology annotation, cellular component: DNA ligase III-XRCC1 complex. The record is from RefSeq and is a predicted model, not a curated record. NCBI's taxonomy places the organism in Eukaryota, Fungi, Ascomycota, Dothideomycetes, Pleosporales, Lindgomycetaceae. The coding region runs from base 1 to 2649 and encodes 882 amino acids. Gene Ontology annotation, molecular function: DNA ligase (ATP) activity; ATP binding; DNA binding. The transcript has a single exon.